UUUUUUGUUUUUCUGGUGACUACUGACAGAGGAUUGUAGAAAGAAAAUCAAAUCUUGAAGCUUUAAGCGUUUGUAUUUCAGAACUCAAAAUACCAAAAGAGGCCCCCCAAAUGAAGGAGGUUGAGAAGAGCAUUGAUCCACAACUAUGGCACGCAUGUGCAGGAUCCAUGGUGCAAAUCCCUCCAUUGAACAGCAUGGUGUUUUACUUUCCUCAAGGCCACGCUGAGCACGCUUUUGGGCCUGUGAAUUUCCCUUCCUCAACUACACCAAUCCUACCUCUUAUUCUUUGCCGUGUCGCUUCACUCAAGUUUCUUGCUGAUUCUGAAACUGAUGAAGUGUACGCCAAGAUAAGACUAGUUCCAUUACCAGGUAGUGAGCUUGAUUUUGAAGACAAUAGUUUAAGUCUGAACUCUGUUGGGUCCGACACUGAGUCAGAAAAGCCAGCAUCUUUUGCUAAAACCUUGACACAAUCUGAUGCUAAUAAUGGGGGUGGAUUUUCUGUGCCAAGAUAUUGUGCUGAGACUAUAUUUCCAAGGUUGGAUUACAGUGCAGAUCCUCCAGUCCAGACUGUGGUGGCUAAAGAUGUGCAUGGAGAGACUUGGAAGUUUCGGCAUAUUUAUAGAGGGACACCAAGAAGGCAUUUGUUGACUACUGGGUGGAGCACGUUUGUUAACCAGAAGAAACUUGUUGCUGGGGAUUCUAUUGUCUUCUUGAGAGCUCAAAAUGGUGAUCUCUGUGUAGGGAUAAGGAGAGCAAAGAAAGGAAUUGGGAGUGGAAAUGACUCUCCAUCUUCCGGGUGGAGCUCAAAUCAUGGAAGCUGUGUUGGCAUUAAUCCUUAUGGAGGAUUUUCAUGCUUCUUGAGAGAGGAAGAGAACAAGAUGUUGAGAAACGGGAAUAUGAGUUUGAAUUCUUCUGCGAGUGGAAAUCUGAGGGGCCAUGGUGGAAGAGUAAGGCCUGAGACUGUUUCAGAGGCAGUGGCACUUGCGAUGGGUGGGAAGCCAUUUGAGGUUGUUUAUUAUCCCCGGGGAAGCACGCCAGAGUUCUGUGUUAAGGCCUCUUCAGUAAGGGCAGCAAUGAGGGUUCAUUGGCACUGUGGAAUGAGGUUCAAGAUGGCUUUUGAAACAGAGGAUUCUUCUAGGAUAAGUUGGUUUAUGGGAACUAUAUCCUCUGUUCAGGUCUCUGAUCCCAUCCGCUGGCCUAACUCACCAUGGCGACUCCUCCAGGUGACAUGGGAUGAGCCAGAUUUGCUACAAAAUGUGAAACGUGUUAGCCCAUGGUUAGUUGAACUGGUUUCAAACAUGCCAGUCGUCCACCUGUCACCCUUUUCACCUCCAAGAAAGAAGUUGCGGCUCCCGCAACACUUGGACUUUCCCCUUGACGGCCAAUUUUCAGUGCCGUCAUUUACAGGCAACCCCCUUGGGCCCAGCAGCCCCUUGUGUUGUCUACCUGACAACACUCCUGCAGGCAUACAGGGAGCCAGGCAUGCUCAUUUUGGAAUAUCUUUAUCAGAAUUCCAUCUUAACAGCAAACUGCAGUCAGGGCUGUUUUCAUCCAGCUUACAGCGGUUUAAUCCACAUUCCAGAAUUUCUGAUGGCAUCAUGACAAACCACACACACAAUAAUGAGAAUUUGUCUUGUUUGCUAACAAUGGGAAAUUCCAGUCAGAAUUUGGAGAAAUCUGAUAACGUGAAAAAGCACCAGUUUUUACUCUUUGGUCAACCAAUACUCACGGAGCAGCAGAUCUCUCACAGCUGUUCCAGUGAUGCAGUUUCACAAGUUCUUGGCAAAAGUUCAUCAGAUGGCAAUUCGGGCAGAGUGAAAGCAUCAUCUGAUGGUUCAGGAUCCACACGUGAGCUGCAAAUUUCACCAGAGAAGUCAUCAAGUUCUGAAAUAUUUUGGAACCGGGGUUUCCGAGUGACUGAACCUGACCUUGAUACUGGUCACUGCAAGGUAUUCAUGGAAUCAGAGGAUGUGGGACGAACUCUUGAUCUCUCAGUUCUUGGUUCUUACGAAGAGCUGUACAGGAGGCUAGCCAACAUGUUCGGGAUAGAAAGAUCAGAGAUUUUGAGCCAUGUUCUCUAUCAAGAUGCAACUGGAGCUGUUAAACAAACUGGAGAUGAACCAUUCAGUGAUUUUAUGAAAACGGCCAAAAGAUUAACAAUUCUGAUGGGUUCAGGCAGUGACAAUGUUGGAAGGACAUGGAUCACAGGUAUGCGGAAUACUGAGAAUGGACUCAAUGCUCCCAACAAGACAGGUCCCCUGAGCAUAUUCGCAUAGUUACUGCAGAAUUUAUGCUAGAUGUUCAAAGAACAAAUGGAUGUUUAGAAUUUGUUACUAGUUUGUUAGCCUAAUAUGUUUAGUUGAGACGGGAUUUUAAUCUGCAUUUGUUAUGGUGACCGCUGAAUAUUUUUCGUUUGUUGCUGAAUGUGUUUACAGUUUGACUGGAUAUUGGUGCAUAAUAUUAUGCAACAUUAUAUAUGUUUUAUGUUUCUGCAAA
Molecule: messenger RNA, 2496 nt
Organism: Pistacia vera
Lineage: Eukaryota; Viridiplantae; Streptophyta; Magnoliopsida; Sapindales; Anacardiaceae
Product: auxin response factor 18
Exons: 5
Coding region: 111-2276 (721 amino acids)
Biological process (GO): response to hormone; regulation of DNA-templated transcription
Cellular component (GO): nucleus
Molecular function (GO): protein binding; DNA binding
Source: RefSeq, a predicted model, not a curated record